AUGCCAGAUCUUCCUUUUUGUAUAAACCACUGUUCCGGUUGUCUUGCAUUGACGUGCGAUGCUGUUGAAUGUUUCGUUACUGACUGUCCGAACAGUUGUGGGAUGCGUAUGCAUUCGUGCAAGGUUGAUGACCACUUGGAUCAAAUAUGUCCCAAGACCAUAGUCCCAUGUAUUAACAAAGAAGUCGGUUGUCCACACCUAUUAUGUCGCGAGGACAAGUCAUUUCAUUUACUCAAUUGUCCUGCUAGUGUUGUAAGCUGUAAUGCUCGAUGCCCCUUGCUUUUCAGGCAAACACAGAAAAAAUCUACUUCUCCAGUAACCUGUACUGUGAAUCCGAUUAUUCAUUAUGCUUCUUGUAAUUCAUAUGUUUACCGACCAAUUAAUUCACCUCUGUUGGGGGUCGAUUUUGAUACCAAUCAGCGAACUUUUACAAAUCAGACUGAUGGACAUAUAACCAAUGUAUUAAAAUUGAUUAAUGAGGAACAAGUUGAUAAAACACUAAGCAGCGGUUUUGUAGAAUCACCAUUAUCAUCCUACAUGUGCGACCAUCCAGGAUAUAUUUGUGGUUGUACAGUUCAAAGAACAAAUUAUGGAUCACACUAUCAGUUGCAUAGUAAUGUACAAGCGCAAUUAGACGGAUGGAUUGAACUUCGUUGUCCAUUGUCUUUUUUAGGUUGUAAAUAUGCUGUAGUUAAUCUUCGUCCUAAUAGUGAAUAUAAUCAUUUAUUGUAUAAUCCAACUCUUGCUACAUUUACAACGCGGUAUGAAUCAGAAACUAAUCAACAUAACAUACUUACUCAUCAUUCAGAAUUAACAAAUAGUGAAUGUUUUAAUUUUGAUCAGUUGCCUGCAGAACUUUUAAUUUAUUUAUCUUUUUUCUUAGAUGACAUGUCUUUACUUUGUUUAUCUAAAGUUUCUAACCGAUUAUCUACCGUAUAUAAAAAUAUUAUUUGUGCAAGGUUAAUUGUCACACCACAAUGGGAUAAAGUUCAUCACAGAUCAUCAGAUUUAUUCUCUUGGCGUAUUACAGGAUUUUUGUGGUCUUUUCCACAUCGUGCUGAAUCUAUCAAAGGAUGGAGAUCUGCACAUGGUGCAUCAGCUAGAUCAAAGAUUUCAGCUCAUUUAACCAGUUGUCAUUAUAACGACAAAACCAUACGUGUAUUUCCAUUCUGUUAUUUGGAAUGAAUAAUAACUUGGAUAACAAAAUAAUAGCUUUAUUAGCAUGGCAUCUUUAACUCUAUCUACUUCCUUACUACCAUAAUAGGUAGUACAAUCGCUCAUUUGUGAAAUAUCUAAAGUAAUACUACACAAUUAUACAUAACCAAACUAGAUUACUUCUAAUCAUUCUAAUGUCUUAUGCUGUCUUCUUUCUGAAAUCGUACUAAAAUAACCAUCAACUAUCCUAUUCAAUAUUAAACUACUUUAGAUAAAUAAGUGAUUCUCUUAAGUACUAUCUACUUUCCAACACACACAUAGCAUGUCAUUAUUAUGUGAUGAUGAGCAGUAUAAGACUUCACGUUUUUUGAAAAAUCAUUGACUUAUAGAUAUUUUCAUCGAACUAUUUUUUUGUUUCACUUCUGUUGUAUUACGUACAAUAAAGUACCUGUAUAAAUCCUUGUAUGUAUAUACAUAUUUAUUUGCACGUAUAGAAUGUAAUAUAUCAUUCAUUAUCCAAAGUUAUUUACCUGGAAA
This is a messenger RNA of Schistosoma intercalatum, 1692 nucleotides long. The record is from the annotation of a GenBank genome assembly. Lineage: Eukaryota; Metazoa; Platyhelminthes; Trematoda; Strigeidida; Schistosomatidae.